Molecule: messenger RNA, 1224 nt
Organism: Venustampulla echinocandica
Lineage: Eukaryota; Fungi; Ascomycota; Leotiomycetes; Helotiales; Pleuroascaceae
Exons: 4
Coding region: 1-1224 (407 amino acids)
Molecular function (GO): 6-phosphogluconolactonase activity; protein binding
Source: RefSeq, a predicted model, not a curated record
AUGUACUACUCCCCUCUCCGUCUCGCGCUGGGCGGCCUCGGUCUCGUGACCUCCUCGGCGCUGGCUACGAAUCUCUAUGUCAGUUCAUACAGUGGAGAUAUCACGUCGCUGCGGUUGAGCCAGAGUGACAACGGCUCCUAUGCUCUCGCUGUCGUGGCGACGAAUAGAGGCUCCGCGCCCAGCCCUGCGUGGCUAGAGAAGGAGCCAGGCAAAGGUGUUGUGUAUUGUAUGGAUGAAGGAUUGCCGGUUCCAAAUGGAUCGAUAUCUUCAUAUCGAACCUCGCCGUGUGGCGAGCUUACGCUUAUUGAUCGUCAUACGACGAUCAGCGGCCCUGUGAGCUCAGUAGUUUACAAUAAGGGAAAGGCAAUGGCGGCUGCUCAUUAUGGUGGCUCAGCUGUUACGACCUGGAAUAUCCUCCCCACCGGUGGUCUUUCUCCACUCCAGAAUUUUACGUUCAAGUUAUCCGCUCCUGGCACCAAUCCAGGUCGUCAAGAUGCACCUCAUCCUCAUGAGGCAAUUGUUGACCCCACGGAUUCUUUCAUCAUUGUCCCCGACCUAGGCGCCGAUCUCCUCCGCGUCUUCAGUAUCGACCCCGCCACCAGCGCCCUAACACCCUCAAAGUCCUUCAGCACACCACCCGGCUCGGGGCCGCGCCACGGCGCCUUCUCUGUCUCCGGCUGUGCCGAUAUUAAGAACCAGGAGUGUCUAGCUUCAAAAGCAGAUACUUACUUCUUCGUGGUUUCCGAAAUCUCCAACAACGUGACUUCAUAUAAGGUCACAUACGGCAACAAGACUUUGGAUUUCACAGAAGUGUUUACCACUGGGAUAUAUGGGAAUCAGACAACGCCUGUAGGAGCUGCUGCUGGGGAAGCACUUAUUUCUCCGGACAAUAAAUUCCUCCUGACCUCUUCCCGUAACGCAACCCUCUUUAGCAUCCCCAACUUCGACAGCACUAACAGCACGAAAAUCCCCUCCGACACCCUCCAAAGCUGGUCCAUCGAUCAUACUACCGGAAAGCUCUCAUUCCGCCAAUCGGCCCCCGCAGGUGGCUCCUUCCCACGGCAGUUCUCCGUGAAUCAGAAGGGGACUCUGGUGGCUGUAGGAUUGCAGCUGAGCAGUAGAGUCGUCAUCAUGGAGAGAAAUCCGAGUGACGGGACCUUCGGGAAAUUUGUGGCUGAAGUGGGUGUCACCGGUGACGUGACGAGUGUUAUAUGGGACGAGUAA